UUUUCUAUUUACUUAUUAAUUCUAUGAUUGACCUGUAAUUAUGGCAAGCAAUUCGGGUUUAGGUUUUUCUUCGAUAAAUAAAUAUAAAAUAUCUAGACGAGGAAGGAAACUGCAGGCAACCGAUGAUCAGAGGACGUUGAUGGCCCUGCCUAAAGACGUGCCUGAAAGGACAUGGGCCGAAAUUCUUCAAAGAGAGGAAGAAGAGCUGUUUAUAUUGGAGCUCCGGGAAGACAUAAUAGAAGAUGCUAUGGCAGUUGUAUAUGAACGUUAUAUGGAGAAACAAAACGCGCUAUUUACCGUGCAUUGCGCCGCAGAGGCUUGGCUUAAACUCAUUGACUGGCAUUUCUAUCGGCAUGACCCCGGCGAGGACCCGAGCGCGUAUCCGCCCUGCUUCAUCCCGAAGCGGGCGGAGUCGUGGGCGGCGGACGAGAUGCCAGCGCCCUCGCCCAAGGACACCUGGUGCCACCGCGACCUAAACGUGGUGGAACACGCCACUGACGAGAUGCCGGUCAAGAGCCCCAGCGCCACCUCCUUGGACCUGCCUGUCGUAGAUGAGAUUCCCUCGCAAUACUGGUUCCCUGGAAAAGUAAAUAUGCCGGACUUCGUGCGCCGUAAACGUAACGUGUCAGAGUCUAUCGCGGGUGAAGGCUCGUCCAGCUCGCCAAUCUCGGAGGAAGACCAGCUCGCUGCGGAGAGCGAGGUGCUGCAGAAGAUCACUGAUUACAGCACCGAGGAGCUGUCUACUAAGGUAUCUGGGUUCAGUGCCCUAAAGACCACGACUCCGGUGGAGCUGGACGGUUCGUUGCGCGGCGCCGGUGACUCCUCCGUGGACAAGGUGCGGCCCAAGCUGCGCCGCCAAUCCGACAAGAACAAGUCCUUCACCAGACCAAGCAUGGCGAGCAGAUCGCGCGGCAAUCUCCCGCCCCUGGAGCUGGACUCCCGUUCCCGCGUCACCAUCAUCUCGGAUUGCCGGCUGCGGAACUUGCGACUGGACACACAGUACGAAGUUUCUUCAGAGAAGAUAGACACACCCCCAGGCGAGGCUGUCAAGAGAAAAUGAUCGCCAUCUUAUAUAAGUUUUAUUUAGAGGUACGCAAGUACCUAAUUCAGUUUGGUUUUGUCAUUGUUCGCCCUUUGGGACGAAGAAGAGGGUUGACAUUAAAAUGAGCUUGAUAGCAAACGGCGCAACAAUAACCGACUAAGUUCUCUAAUUAUAUUUAGAUUCCUAAGAAAUGAAAGCGAAAGGAAAGCAAACUCGAAUCAAGUUAUGAUGAAUGUUUCCCCCAUUGUAUUUAUAGACAAUGAAAUUAAAUGUGCCAA
Molecule: messenger RNA, 1320 nt
Organism: Chilo suppressalis (striped riceborer)
Lineage: Eukaryota; Metazoa; Arthropoda; Insecta; Lepidoptera; Crambidae
Source: the annotation of a GenBank genome assembly